AUGGCUGCUAGGGGCCAUGGGGAGGAGAGCAAAUCUUCAGAUGACUGUGGGCCAUUCGUGAAAUCACUGAUUUCCCUUUUCCCUGACAGCGAGCCUGAAACUGAACCGUGUUCGACGGCAGACAACUUGAAUGAGCCCAAGACCUUUCAGUGGGCGCAGCGCUAUGCAGACAAAGUGGGCUUGUCCACUAUGAAGGGUUUUCUUCGCAACGUGAAGCUGCAUGUCUUAAUGCAGGCAUGGUUGGAUUUUCUUGGUGCCGAUCAGCUUUGGCUGGACAUCGCCGAAGGUUGUGCUGGGGCUGCCACUGGAACUUACGCGAUGAUGCUUGACAGCAAAAGUUCAUCAAACCAAACAAGUGGGCUGAAUUGUGAUCGCUUUGAUGCAGUUGCCCAGAACAUCGGAGAGAUGGUGAGCAAAGUUAUUCCCCAUGCGUUUGAUUCGCCACAUGGUGGGCAAGCUGACCGGGAAACGGUUCAACAACUCAUGGCUUACAAUCGGGCAGUUCUGUCAGAUUUGGGCAGAGAGCCAACUUUCCCCCCUCCAUCCCAGGAUGGCAAGUCUUCUGAGCAGCGCAAGAAACUUGUGAAGAGUAUGAAGAAAGAGCUUGGGCUGCAACCCUAUGGGGAAAUACCAUCCUAA
Molecule: messenger RNA, 639 nt
Organism: Cladocopium goreaui
Lineage: Eukaryota; Dinophyceae; Suessiales; Symbiodiniaceae
Source: the annotation of a GenBank genome assembly